This is a messenger RNA of Spirodela intermedia, 10582 nucleotides long. Lineage: Eukaryota; Viridiplantae; Streptophyta; Magnoliopsida; Alismatales; Araceae. The record is from the annotation of a GenBank genome assembly.
AUGGAUCCCGAUCCCUCUCCAUCUCAGCCAGUUGACGGCGAUGCGGACCAAAUCCCUUGCUCCACGGUUGUCACGGAAGAAGAUGGAGUUCGCGACCUGAGGCUGGAUGAUCCGGCUGAUCGUAAAGGCACGGAGGAGCUGGAGAGCAAUGGAUCCAUGCAGAAUGAGUUACGGCAUGAAGGUGACAUGGAGAUCGUGGAAGAAAUACCCCAGCGGGCGCAGGAUUUGGUGGAGGAGACGGUGUUGGCUAGCUCCGAAGAAGUUUUGGGGGAUUCUUCUCGCGGGGCCCUCGUCUGGAGGGAGAGCUCGGAUAGGGAUGGAGAGGAACCUCCCAGUCCUAGCAGCAGCGGGUACGCUGGGGAGAGAGGCAGCAGCGUGGGCUCAAGCGAAAACGACGACAUUGGAGAUGUAGAGAACGGCUUCUCUGGGCAGGGAAAUCCCAUUGAUGGUAUCGCGUGGGGUACGGGGAGAAAGCAUAUCGGCGAGGUGCGUCCCCCAGAAAUUUGUUUAGAUACCUCCCCUCUUCAAAUAAAGGGUACAAAGCUGCAGAAUAGCGGUUGUCUCGAGAAAUCCAACGCAUGCAACUCUAAAUUGAUUUCACAUUUGUCACUUUUUUUUCGUAAUUUGACCAUAGAAUUUCUUCCCAUCUCACUGGGAGAUAUUCCAGAAAGAUAUCUCUCAGUAUCUUCGAUGCUGAUAAUGGCAAUUGCACGCAUGGAACGCCAUUUUUUGGCAGUUCCCUCAAACUAUUUACCGAAGUAAUUGCAUUUAUUCGAACAUUAGAACGUUAUUGAACGCUCUUCAGACAAGCUAUGAUUGUUUUCUUCACCAGUGCCAGUUAUUCGUCGUACCUAGGAACAUAUGGACUCAGAAACAUCUGUGUAGCUUUUUCUUCCAAUUCUGGAACACAUUUUUCUAAAAAAAGUAUCCAUCAUUAAUUCGUUGGUUUUUUGGUGGUGUUGUAAUGACAUGAAGUUGGUUUUCAUGAUGCUGUGCAGGAUGAAGCCUCAGUUUCAUGGAGAAAGCGGAAAAAACACUUCUUUGUUUUGAGCCACUCUGGAAAGCCCAUAUACUCUAGGUUUACUUCUGGCUAAGUGCUGGUCGUUUUGGACAGCUGUUAUUUCUCAAUGCAAGAUGCGGCAGUUUUUAUUUAUGAGAUACCUGAUGCAUUUCUAGGUAUGGGGAUGAACAUAAGCUUGCCGGAUUUUCUGCGACCCUGCAAGCAAUCAUAUCCUUCGUGGAGAACAGGUACAAUGAUUGAGAACGCUAUGAGCUUCUUCUAGUUGAAAUUUGAUUGGCUUUGUAUGUCUCAUUACUCUUUCUUGUCGACAUCUUUUCAGUGGAGACUGUGUCCAAUUAGUAAGGGCUGGGAACCAUCAGGUAUGCUUGCAUCUCCUUGUAUUUGCCUGUCAAUGUAUGUUUUUUCCUUUUCGCUCAAAUGUUCACCUGCCGGAACCUUUUUGUUAUAUGAUGAUCUUUCCUUUUCUGUUUUGCCAAAGUUAAGGAACAGAAAGAAAAUAAUAAGAAUUUUUUUUAUCUACUGAAUAAAGCUAAAGUAAAAUUAUAUGUAUUCGAAGUUGAUUUUCUUGGUUAGACCCGCUAAAAGGGGUACUCUGCAUUUGGGCCAUAGGAAAAUUUGAGGUUUUCUGAGAUUUCAAGUACUAUAAGGUUCCUCUCCAUUUAAAUUGCCAAAAGAGUAAUUUGUCCAUUUCAUUUUUGAGGUUUCAAAAAAAGGGUGGUGAAAUACAUAUAAUUCUUGGAUGGAAAUUGAAAAGGGAUGUAGCUACAGUUCCUUGGAAAUGUUAAGAUCUUUUUCGCAAGAAGAACGGGUGAUCCGUAUCAUCUUGAUAUAGUUCAGCUUCCAAGUUUAAAAUGGCGCACUGCAUUUCUUAAGGCUGGCAGAACGGUGACCUGCUUUACUAUGGCGAGGAGUAGCUUAGUUUUGCCUAAGAUUUUAACAAAAAAAUGAUAGACAAUGUUUAUGUCUCAUAUCUUGUCAAGUUGAUAUUCAACCAUUUGUUGAUUAUUUAGAAUUAAUCAAUAUAGCGAACAUACAGGCAUAUUGUAGUCCUAUGCGUAAAAUACGAUAUUGCAUGGAAUCAUUUCCUUAAUUUUACAAGGAUUACUUUGAGAAUGAAACAUAUAAUGCAACAGAGUAUUUUGAGACUCUUCUGCAUCCUAUACAGCGUUUAAACUGUUCAGAAUUUUAAAAAAAUGAUAGAAACUUCAUUGCACCCAUUUAACCAGGAUUUAGUUUCAUGAAUCCUAUGUAUAAAAUAGGAUGCCACGUGAUUGGAGGGUUUUAAUUCACACUUUUCUGGCUCCAAGCCUCUAAAAAAUUGGUCAAUUGCUACAGUAUUAUCUUAAGUGCAUGCUCCAAUUUUUAGAUUUAAUCAUUUUUCUGUGCAAUUACAGAAAAUGAUCUUUUGUUAACUAAGACAUUUUGAACAUGAACUUACAUUAUUUCAAAAAAGUAUCACAUUUUGAAAAUGUUAUGCCUUAUUUAGUUCAAUUUUUAGGAAAUGCAAUUCAUUUUGACCAGCUCAGCUAGAGUAGUCUUGAAUUUUAAUUCUAAGAAAAUUUUCAGCACUGCAUCUGGGUAUCCUGGUACAUUUUGAUUGCUGACUUCAGAUAUCACAUGGCAGGUAGUUUUUCUUGUUAAAGGUCCAAUAUACUUAGUCUGCAUAAGCUGUACAGAAGAGACGAAUGAGGCGUUAAGGGGACAACUAGAGCUGAUCUAUGGUCAGGUAUCUCCAUAUCUAUACAAAUGAAAGAAAGUUUUUAUACUAGAAUGGAGCUAAACAUGUCUCUGUAUGAACAACGUUUAGUGGACUGUUUUCACUAUUCAUUGUAUUUCUUCUGAUAUAAGAUAUAAGUCAAACAGUGGUUUAUAUUCCUUUGCCAGCAUAGUAUUCCCUUCUACCGGAGCAGUAAUCUUCUAUUGUCGUAAUUCCUUUAUAUAUUUUGCAGAUGCUCGUUAUCUUAACAAAGUCAGUUAAUCGAUGUUUUGAAAGGAAUCCAAAGUUUGACAUGACUCCGUUGCUUGGUGGAACUGAUGACGUAUUCUCAUCACUGAUCCAUGCUUUCAGUUGGUAGGUAUCCUUGUAUUUUUUUUUUGUUAUUUCUACUAUCAUCCCCACAAGUGCAAUGAUUCACCAUUGUAAUUUUUCCGCAGGCUUAGUGCUGCCGAUUACCUUAUGUGUAUAGUUUCUUCCCUUUUUCAAGUUUGAAACACUAGCCUUGUGUAAACAACAGCUGGAAAGUAUUCUUAGUUUCAAUUUGCCGGUUAUUUUUUUAUUCCUUUUUAGAUCAUACCAGUUUUCCAGCGAGCUUCUUUUUAUCUUCAGUCAUCUCCAAUUGUUGCUUUUAAAUUUCCAUCAUCUUAAGGGUUUGGAUGCGCUAAUUUUUCGGGUCUAAUCUAGGAUUUCCUCUCUUCAGUUAGGAAGUGAAAGAUUUACAUUGGAUAUUCCCCCAAAAAAUGGCAGAAUAGAAGUUCCUGGGAAUGAUUUGAUAUAUUGACAUGUCAAUCUGGGCUCGGUUUUGGGGGUGGACUUAGGCUUUGAAUUGAUUUUGCAAUUUUGACUGUCAACCUUCUGUGGAACAGUGACAAUGAUGGGAUUACGAAGCUGAGCCUAGCUGAUGUAAUUGCUCACUGGAGUCUGGUCGAGUACCCCAGUUCAGAUUACCUAUAUUUUCUAAACCUACCCUAUUAAUCAUUUUCAUAAUCUCAAGGUUUUCUUGAACACGGAGCUGCCAUUUUAAUGGGUUUUUGGGGAGAGUGCUUGUAGUGGACAGGUGAAGGAACUUGAUGGGAGCGGGGGACGGGGGGGGGGGUUGUUAUUGAGUAGGGUUUUGCAAUAGGAUGGGAAAAGUGAUUUGCGCUGACUAAUAGAAUGACCUUAGAAAUAGCCAGGACAGUAAAUGUGCCAGAAUAUCCAAAUACCAGAACUUGAGAUUUGAUGCCCAAUUUGAUCCGCGUCAGGUUCUCUAAAGAUACUUGUUUUGUUUCCUUUUGUAGAUCUUACCAUCUUCUUCAGAUUGAUGGUUGUCUUCCCAGAAUUUAUUUAUGGCUGGUAUAGCGAACGGUAUUUCUCACGUGAAAUUUUGUGGUUCAGGCUCCCAAAGGGCGUUUCGGUUUAGAUGGUUGAUUAGGACGGAUAAUUUUCUCUAAGGCAAUCAGGUUCAGUGGUUGUAAUUAGAACGGUUUUCGGUGUUUGUUUAAGAGGUGUCUUUUUGGAAUAAUGGAGCGUAUUUUAACCAGCAGUCCCUUCCAGGAUUGGUGGUUUAUCCCACAAGCGAAGAGGUCGUCUGGGUAUUUAUCAUCGCUUGGAUAAUUAGUUAUCUUCGAUAAGAAAAGGAGCCUUGAAUGUCGCUUAGAAUGAGAUUAUUGUUGGUUCCUUUCCUGGUAGUUUCGUGUACUCGUCAUUCAAAAGUAGGUUAAAAAAAUGUCUGCAUGCACCACCAUGGUAGCAAGAGAAACAAGCAUCAAUUGUUGGUCAACGUUUAGUUCUCUUCUUCAACCAAAAAUUAUACGUUAGUUGCCUUGGUUUAUUAUUUUCACUGGUUAUGCUUAAAUAAUGUGUUCUACUAUUUAGGAGUCCUGCUGUCACGUAAAAUCUAGCAUUCAUUUCACUACCUCAGCGGAUGUUGGCCUUUGUCUACUUGGUUUAACUUUUGCAAGUUUGAUAAUUUCUCUGUUGUGCUUGGACUAACACACACUAAGACCAGCUGAGAUGGGCUUUUUAGAAGGAAUACAUAAUUGUCAGCAGGAUUUCAAGACUGAGUUUUAUGAGUCAGAGCCAUUCACAUUCUCUUCAAUUCUUGAUCUGACACCCAGUCAGCAGCAUCAUGUUGAGCACAAAAGUUCUCUUUACAGUGUUUUAAAAAUUCAAAUUGAAGAUGGGUUUGCUGUUUUAUUAGUCAUUUAAUGAACAUGCAGAUAAAUUGAUUCAUUUUUCAGGAAUCCUGCGACAUUUCUCCAUGCUUAUACAUGCCUUCCUCUUGCAUAUUCGACAAGACAAGCUGCUGGGGCUAUACUGCAAGAUGUUGCUGAUUCUGGAGUCUUGUUUGCAAUUUUGAUGUGCAAGCAUAAGGUGUGUCACGCGAAGCUUAUGUUCUAGACGAUGCAUCUGAUAUAUUUUAUUCGGACGCGAUUGCUUGUUGGAACUAAAUUAGAAUUUAUUCUUGUAGGUUAUCAGCCUUGUAGGAGCUCAGAAGGCAUCUCUCCGUCCUGAUGAUGUGCUCCUGCUUUCAAAUUUUGUAUUGUCAUCUGAAUCUUUUAGGCAAGUUCAUGUUGCUUCUUUAUUUCUUUCUUUAACUUGUUGUAUACUGUCUCAUUCCUCCAUCAGCAUGCUGAAGAACAUAGAGAUCUUUGUUCAAAGCGUAACCGUCUGAUGUGUUCCAUCAUAGUACUCGGUCAUGUUUGACAAAAUUCCGCAGCAUUUACCAUUAUUCAUUUUAUUGAGUGGAUUUUCGUUGAGAUGGUGUUUUAAUAAUCCUUGCCCAAUGAAUGAUCACAACCAGUGUGUGGAUGUAAUUUGCCUGUCUCAGUGCACCUGUAGUCAUAUCCGAGCAAAGUUGAACUCCAAUUCGAGUGCAUGUUGUUCAUGCGCGAAACCAAAAUUCGUUUGUUAUUAAAUAUGCAAUAUAUUCAUUUCAUACUAAAUCAUCUUCUCAGAAACUUUUUAUUUUGCAUUAGUAUUUUCAUUGCAUAUUUUACUUUAUCUUAUGAACAUUUAUUUGUAUAAGUUUAGCAUUAUGUGGACAUAUAUUUCAUCUUAUUUAUCACUUAUUAAAUAAAUACUUUACAAUAAUUUCGCAUAUAUAUUAAAUUAGGUAUCCCUACAAUGCUAGCUAGUUCGUCACCUUGUCACUUAGGCAAUAAGGUGAUGGAAGCAUUGCUUGGUCAUCAUAGAAGCCUUACUUUGAGUUAUAUUGUAUUAAUCCGCGAUUUGUAUCAUAUUUUGGAUACCAGUAGCAGAACGCAAUCAUCACUUCAUAAAAGAGAUUAAAUACAAGUGUGUGAACCUUAAUCUCUCAGAACUAUUCUAUACAUCAACUGAGUUAUACACCAAGAUAGUGUAUACAACACCUUGAAAUAGUAUAUUUAUCCCCUUCUUCAUUACACAGAAGGCUCCUAUCUCUGUGAUAUUUUUUAUAAAUCCAAUUACAAAACCCAACUGCUGAGGAAAUUCCUCUCCCUGCCUCCCUUUUUUUUUAAGUGUAUCAAAUAGCCUAGCGAUUAUGUGAAGGUUGAGCCAAGACAUAGUUAUUUGUCAAAUAACCUCAGUGUUCAGUUGUGGAAGAGAGUACGUGUAUGCCAGUGUCCUUGUUGUGAUAUUCUUGUCCAGGUGUUGCUAGGGCCUAAUGUUUGACCAAAAAGCAUUUAGCAGCAGAGUAGAUCAAAAGAUGUUUACCUUAUCCAUAGCUCAAGUUUUGACACAGUGCCAUAAGUUUGAUCCUCAUAUCUCAACUACUAUCACAGUGAAGGUCAUUUAUAAUUGUCAAGUACAUUGAAGUGUUUCUCAUUAUGAGUGUUUCAACAUAUGGAAAACUGAAGAAUGUUAAAGUUCUAAACAGUGGACCAAGUCAUCAUCCAUCCAUGGUACAAGUCCAUAUUCCUGCGACGAAUUGGAGUCCGAAGUCAAUGAUUCAGCUAGGCGCUGUUUAGUGCAGUUUUUUCACCAGUGUUUAAAUAUCAUCUUUAAAAAAAGAUAUUAUUCAUAUCUGAAAUACUCAGUUGCUUAAACCGUCGCAACUGCGUGGAUGUUAGUCCAAUGAUUAAGUUUAUCACGGGUCGUCAUAUGUUGUUCAGCUUUUUGGAACAAAAAAGGCACAAAUUAAUAGGAAGAUCACUGUGAAAAUCAUUUUUUAUCUCAAAAAUAACUAAUUGUUGCUGUUCAAAUCUGCCAAAGUAACUCACAAAGCUGGGCCGUCAUUUAAUUCUCAGUUGCUAUAAUUGAAGCACUAACUCCUUUCACAUCUGUUUUAAGUUGUUUCACUGAAUUAGGUACAGUCAGUCACAAUAAUUGUUCAAAUUUGUUGAGCAGUUGCUCGUAAAUCUACUGCAAAAUUGUUUUCUUACACAAUCAUAUUCACACUGUGCAGGACCUCUGAAUCAUUUUCUCCAAUUUGCUUGCCACGAUAUAAUCCAAUGGCUUUCCUUUAUGCCUAUAUCCACUUCUUCGAUGUGAGUGAGGUUCAGACUUUAUUACUUGUGUGUUUGGUAUGUUCUUGCUAUAACUCUUUCCUUUCGCUUACAGGUAGAUACAUACUUGAUGUUGCUUACUACGAGUUCAGAAGCAUUCUACCAUCUUAAAGAUUGCAGGUAGAACCUUUCUUAGUAAGAUUGUUGUUUAUGUUUCACAUGAAAGUGUUCAGAAAGGCGUGGAAAGUUGUGGGUCUUUAAUUUUGUCUUUAUUUCGGGUUCCAAUCCGAUAGAUUGUUCAUUCUUGUAAUAUCCUUUUAAUUUUUUCUAGUUUGGUCAUUUUGUACAUGAUGCUUCCUCUUUCACGAAAGUUUACACAAGUUUUCUUAGCUACAUUUUUUUCUUUUACCUUUUUAUGAAAAAAAGAUGAUUUUGGAUUCAAGUUCUAGCCUAGGAAUCUUAUGGACUACCAUGCAUUUAGCGUAACCUCUUGUUUGGUCUUCUCUCAUAUUAUCCUGCAUGUAUACGGUCCAAUUUUUUUCCUAUACUUUUUUCUACAGGUAUAUUAUUUUUUGCCCACUUUUCUCGGCUUGUGUCCUGAGCUGUCACACCCACGUCACACCCACCUUUCCUUUAUCUGCCUUCUUGAAUACCUGAUUCAAAUGCAUAGUACAGUGGCUAAAUAGGAAUAGUUUCCUAUGUUAAUGGACAGGGUUCGCAUUGAAAGGGUCCUUGUGACAUCCAAUGUGCUCAGUGAAGUACAACGGUCCUUGCUAGAUGGUGGUCUGCAUGUUGAGGACUUGCCUGUUGAUUCGUCUUCUCAUUCUGGAUCAUCAUCUUCUCGGCUGAGUCAGGACGGCCUGACCUCUGCCGCUCCAGGGAGAGUCCGAGAAGGAUACACUGGUAUUGGUGGCCCAUCUGGGCUUUGGCACUUCAUAUAUAGAAGUAUUUAUCUGGAUCAAUAUGUCUCAUCAGAGUUUUCACCACCUCUAAACAGUGCCAGUCGGCAGAAAUGGUAUUGAUAUUAGGCCCGCUAAAAGUUCAUUUCUAUUUUUUAGUUAUUUAGAUCACAAAAAUUCUCCUCUGCAGGUUAUAUAGAGCUUAUCAAAGAUUAUAUGCGUCUAUGCAUGACAAAGGAAGUGGACCACAUAAGAAACAGUUCAGACGAGAUGAAAAUUAUGGUAUGAAGUAUAUAAUUCUCAGUUCAUGUUUGCAUGUGGCUUGGAAUUCAUUUUAACGAUACAUUUCUGAAGAUCAUAUCAUAGAUAUUUCAACAUGUUGCCUGGUUUAUGUGUUAAUCUUGUGUAAUAUUCCUCAUUAUCCAUUUUUGCAAUAAUUCUUGGUGGCAUGUGAAAUAACUAUUGUACUCUCUUAAAAUUCAUUUAGGUAACCUGCAAUCUUUUAGGUCUUCAUGCGUCCAAAGUUUUUUUGUAUUUUUAAUGCUUAUUAACUUUUUCCAAAUCUUCCCCACUUCCAAGUCAUUGAGAGUUUAUCAUUGUAUUAAAAAGCUAAUAUAACAGCUGCUGGUAAUUAUGUAGCUUAUUUGAGAAUUAAAACAGAGAAAAUUAGAUGAUUAUAAAAUCUCAUAGAUCGUGUAAAUAAUGUAGUAACAGAAAUGGGCUCUAUACAGGCGGUAAGCUAGGUCAGUUGAAUUCAACUUUGAAGCACCUGCAAUGGGAUGAUAUAUUUUUGGCUAUUUUAUUCUAAUAUUGCAUACCUUAUCUCCUUUCAGCUUUCCAUGUCUCACGCUUACAAAUAAAUGUAGUAACCAAUUUAAUAAGAGGGAGAGAUCUAAAAUUGUAUGGAGCCUAUUUUAAGUAUCAUCCCAGUCUGUUUGAAGAUCGCAUAGUUUAAGCUCUUCCAGAGGAAAAUAAGAGUCUUUAUGAGACUACCUGUCCUUAUGAUCUCAAGGGUUCAUCCCAACAUUUAUGACUCAUGCAAAAACAGGGGGGGGGAAAAAAAAAAAGGCUACAAGUUUAAUGAUCAUUAGUCCUUAAGAUAUCAUCUCUUCUGUUUCAGGAAGAAUCUGACAAUGUAUGAGGGAUUUGUGAUCUUUAAGUUUGUGCGGUUAUGAUUCUCUGCCGGAAAUGCUGGCAUUAGUUUAUAACAUGCAAGAAAAUAUAAAAAAUAUUGGGACCGAGUUAGGAAAUUUGUGUGAUUCUACUUUGAUGAGAUUGUCAUAAACAAAGGUUUUGUUGGAAGAAAUCAAAGAUGUCUCCAAGCCUUGGGUUUCUUUGAUGAACGUUUCUCAUUCCAUGUCAAUUUUAGCCCAGCCAUUUGUGAACUCAUGCUGAUUGCACAUCACAUCGUAUAAUUUUCGUAAUCCACUUGGAUUAUGUUUGAUUAUUUGCUAUCUUGCAGUUAUGCUGUGCUGGAUCACCCAAGACUUCGAGCUUUAUGCUGCCUUCGAUCCUCUAGCAGACAAGGUUCGUCACUACUAGCUCAUUCUGCUUUUGCCUUGAUGAGCAUGACUAUGAACCACGUGGUUGACUUUUUGGAGUAUCCUCUUGUCGAUGGUUUCUGCUCCUGGAAAGACUAUUUCAGAUCAAUCUGGACACAGAUGGGUCUGAAGUUAAACCAGUCACCCCGCGGUGCCUGCUCUAAUAUUUCAUCCGUCCUAUUUUUUUUUUCAACAAGAUAAGCAUGUCUAUGAACCACGUGGUUGACUGUUUGAAGCUCCCUCCCGCUCUUGUUCCAAUCGGCUCUUUUAGGCAUUUAGGUGUUCAUAGUGGGCUAGGAUUCUUGUCGUGCCUGUAACCUUCCCGGAAUGUUUUACCAGAAAAAAAUGAGCCAGCCUGAGUAUCGGUGCAGAUUAGUGGUUUGACUUUUUGAAAUCUCUCCAGGGUGUCUCAAUUGACUUUUUUAGACAUAUUUCAGGCAUUCAUCUGGAUCCCUUUCGUAGGCUUGGAAUGUUUUACCAGAAAAAUGAGCCAACCUGCAGUCACUCUAAUUUUUUUAUUUUUUUUUUACACGAUUGAGUAUCGGUAUAGACUAUGGGUUUUGACUUUUAGAGAUCUCUCCAGCGUGUGUUUCAAUUGACUUUUUUAGACAUAUUCAGACAGUCAUCUGGAUCCCUUUCGUAGGCUUGGAAUGAUUUACCAGGAAAAAUGAGCCAAUCUGCAGUCACUCUAAAUUUUUAUUUUUUAUUUUUACAAGAAUGAGUAUCGGUAUAGACUGUGGGUUUGACUUUCAGAAAUCUCUCCAUCGUGUGUUUCAAUUGACUUUCUUAGACAUAUUCAGACACUCAUUUGGAUCCUUUUCAUAGGCUUGGAAAAGAAAUACCAAAUUGGGUAAGGAUUGUUAUCAUGCCUCCGAUAUUUAUCUUGGAAUCUCUUGCAGGCUUUGGCGAUAAAGACCUGCGACAGGGUCUGUCAUUGGAUCAGAGAUAUGGAAAACGAGGUGUUCUUGCUGGGAGCUAGCCCUUUCUCAUGGUGA